Messenger RNA from Ipomoea nil (Japanese morning glory), 2535 nucleotides. RefSeq names its product UPF0503 protein At3g09070, chloroplastic. Lineage: Eukaryota; Viridiplantae; Streptophyta; Magnoliopsida; Solanales; Convolvulaceae. The transcript is spliced from 2 exons. Gene Ontology annotation, cellular component: plasma membrane. Bases 196 to 2178 code for a protein of 660 amino acids. The record is from RefSeq and is a predicted model, not a curated record.
GUAUAUUUUAUAAUCCUCACUUUCGUAGAAUUCUCUCCUCUUUUUCUCUGUCUGAGCUCACAAUUCUCUGUUUGUUCGUUGAGAGCCUGCAAGCUUUUUGAACGUUAGAUUGCUUCAUAACACGCUCGCAUUUGCUCUGCAAUGGCGUAGAAUGAACAGAAGGAGAGUGCGCAUUGAACACUAGAAUCACCGGGGAUGAAUCCCACCGCAGCGGACCCAACGCAGCCGCCUCCGGCGCAGCCUCCGCGGUCGUCGUUCAGCUGCGACCGACACCCAGAUGAGCAAUUCACGGGGUUCUGUCCGGAAUGCCUCUGCGAGCGCCUCACCACAUUAGAUCAAUCGGCUACUGGUAAUAACCCUUCCUCCUCUCGCCGCCCCUCCACUUCCUCCUCCUCCGCGGCCGCUGCUAUCAAAUCUCUGUUCUCUAAGCCCUCCGCUUCUUCCGCGGCUGCUAACUGCCUCCCUCCCCCUCCGCCUAAGCCUUCAAAACCCUCCACAUUCUUCCCGGAGCUCCGCCGCACUAAGUCGUUCUCGGCUUCCAAGAAUAAUGAGGCUCUAGGCUUCUCUGCCGCGGCCUUUGAGCCGCAGCGGAAGUCCUGUGACGUAAGGGUCCGGAAUACUCUCUGGACCCUCUUCUCCCUCGAUGACGAGACCAAACCUUCUAGCUCUCAAAACCCUCAUUGCAAUGAGGGUGCCGUUGAUUUUGUCAAUAGGCCCGUUCUCGAGUCUAAAGAAGAGGAGGAGGAGCUUGAAAAUGAGCAGGAUUUCAGUGAGAAUAGAAAUGAAAGCGAUGGAAUUGAAGAAAUCAUUGAGGUUCCAGAACCUCCCAAAAGCGAAAAUGGGUUCGAUAGGGGGGUUAAUUUGGAAAUUCUGGAGGAAGAAGGUAUGAACGAGGAGGAUACAUUGAAGCCUAUGAAGGAUCAUAUAGAUCUUGAUUCGCAGGUAAAGAAGCCAGGAGGAAGGGACUUGAAGGAAAUUGCAGGGAGCUUUUGGUCUGCAGCUUCGGUUUUCAGCAAGAAAUGGCACAAGUGGAGACGAAAACAGAAGCUCAAGAAGCAAAACAAUGGCGAAAGCUCGGCUCCCUUGCCUGCAGAGAAGCCCCUUUCGAGGCAAUACAGGGAGACCCAAUCCGAGAUUGCAGAUUAUGGGUUUGGAAGGAGGUCUUGUGACACUGACCCCCGGUUUUCGCUGGAUGCUGGGAGGAUUAGUUUUGAUGAUCCCAGAUACUCUUUCGAUGAGCCCCGGGCUUCCUGGGACGGGUAUUUGAUUGGAAGGAGUUUUCCAAGAAUGGCGCCUAUGGUCUCUGUGGUGGAGGAUGCUCCAGUGGUGCAUGUUUCGCGUACUGAUAUGCAAAUCCCAGUAGAGGAGCCUGUUAUGAUGAACUGCAUCAAUGGGGAUGACACUGUCCCGGGUGGCUCAGCUCAGACCAAGGAAUACUACUCAGAUUCAUCCUCCAGAAGGAGAAAGAGUCUUGACAGGUCUAGCUCUAUUAGGAAGACAGCAGCAGCUGUGGUGGCUGAGAUUGAUGAGAUGAAGUCUGUGUCUAAUGCUAAAGUGUUGCCCGCUACGGAUUACUUUCAUGGAUCAAAGGUGUUAAUGGGCGAUCGGGAUUCAAAUUCCAAUUCUUUGAGGGACGAUUGCUCUGAAACUUUUGAAUUGGCAGGUUUUAGAGACAAUGCUUCAGUAAUUGGGAAUGGGGAGCAGAAGCGUUCGAAAAAGUCUAGGAGAUGGACCUGGAGUAUAUUGGGGUUUAUAUAUCGUAGAGGUAGCGGGAACAAAGAUGAAGAAGAUGAUAGGUAUAGCAGGGCAAACGGGGUGGAGAGGUCCUUUUCUGAGUCUUGGCAAGAGUUUAGAAGGGAGAGUAAUGGCGAUCCAAGAGCAGGGCUUAAUAGGAAGGUGUUCCGGAGUAAUAGUAGCGUGAGCUGGAGGAAUUCAAACUAUAUGGGUGGGUCGUUUGGGACUGGAAGGAAAUCUAGUGUUGAGAUGAAUGGGAAGAAAAGAAGAGACGAUUUCGUGUUGGAAAGGAAUCGGAGUGCUAGGUACUCCCCUAACCACAUUGAUAAUGGUCUCUUGCGCUUUUACUUGACUCCCUUGAGAGGUAGCCGGAGAGGUAUAGCAGGGAAAAACAGGCAAAAUGGCGCACAUUCAAUUGCAAGGAGCAUACUUCGACUGUACUGAGAUCCAAGGACCGUCUUUAAUUCAAGAACUCACUUGCAGGAGAUCAUCUGAACUCUGAAGAAUUCACAGGCUUCCCCUGAUUAUAACAAAGAUCCAGCAUUGUCCAUUCUAAGUUGGAAGAUUUCACGUUUACUCUGUCAAAGCUUCAUGCAGAAUCUCCCAUGGCUUACCUGUACAGAAUGUCUAGUUUAUACAGUCAUUCUUGACACUAUAAUAUUCUAUUUCUUUCCAGUUUCUAGCAUGUGUUUUGUAUAUGACUUCUGAAACAUGGAAGUCUGGAUGUUCUAAUGGUGAAUGGAUGAAUUGGAGGGUUGAUUACAAGGGAAAAUCUUGUUGUUGACUAGUCUUCUAAAGAAA